AUGGACACAAGGUUAUUGAAACGACUAAAUGGACAGCGCGUUGUGCUUGCGUCUAAGUCUCCAAGACGACUAGACAUUGUGAAAGAGCAGAUAGGACUUGAUAGUGUUGAGGUGAUUGGAUCGGGAUUCCCAGAGGAUCUAGACAAGGAUCAGUAUGCACCAUUUGAGUACGUUGUGCAAACAGCUAUUCGCAAAGCAAUUGAUGUCUAUCAGAGUGAAGUUGAUGCCGACGAGCCACCUGCAUUGGUUCUUGCAGCAGACACAGUUGUAGUAAACCAAGGGCUUAUUUUGGAAAAGCCAGUAAAUGUCGAACAUCAGAUCGCUAUGCUAAAACAGCUACGGGACGCACCCCAUCCGCAUCGGGUUUUCACCGGGGUUGUCGCUAUAGUACCAUUGGAGAAACCUAUUGCACCAGGAUAUGCCAUGGAGUCUUAUCUUGGGGACUCCAAGGUAAAAUUUAGGAGUGAUAUCUCGGAUGAAGAAAUAGAGGCCUAUGCGAAGUCUGGGGAGGCCCUCGAUGCUGCUGGCGGCUACAAAAUACAGGGGGGGGCUAAAAAAUUUGUUGAAAACGUAGAAGGUGACGUUUUCAACGUAAUUGGACUCCCUGUUGGUGGAACAAUUAAGCUCAUCGAGAACACAUUCCGUGUUGCGGAAGACAGUGACUCGGAAUCUGAUUGA
Messenger RNA from Wickerhamiella sorbophila, 678 nucleotides. RefSeq names its product Maf-like protein C3G6.03c. The record is from RefSeq and is a predicted model, not a curated record. NCBI's taxonomy places the organism in Eukaryota, Fungi, Ascomycota, Dipodascomycetes, Dipodascales, Trichomonascaceae. The coding region runs from base 1 to 678 and encodes 225 amino acids. The transcript has a single exon. Gene Ontology annotation, molecular function: nucleoside triphosphate diphosphatase activity.